AUGACUCUUUUCGCCUCCAUGUUCAAGCUUUUUGCCGGCCUGGCGGUGGCCAAUGGCCUUGUCCGAGAAGGAACAGUCCCGGUGAACCCGGUGGCUACGAUCCCGCUGGACAAGCAGUAUGUGCCAGUCAUCCGGAACAACAAAAUUGUUUCGUACAAGACUGCGUACUUCGGAAAGAUCCACGUGGGAAUGCCGAGGCAACAGACGUUCACCGUCGUUUUUGAUACGGGUAGUGCCCAUCUCUUCGUGCCGUCUGCGACCUGUAACACGGAAACUUGUACUCGACACCGUCGCUUCUUCCGAAACGAGUCGGGCACGGCAGUUGACAUCGACCACGAUGGCAACCCAGUGAAGAAGAACUCGACUCGACGCGAUCAGGUGAACAUCGCUUUCGGAACCGGAGAGGUCACUGGAGAGUUUGUGCGGGAGACCGUUUGCCUCUCCCCUCACGAGCCAUCCACAGAGGUCGCGCCUUUGGGAUCAGCUGGAAAGGACUGCACAGAGCUUCGCGUCAUCUUGGCAAGCGAGAUGACAAAGGAGCCAUUCAUGACUUUUGAGUUUGACGGUGUUCUCGGCCUCGGCCUUGCCAGCCUGGCAGUGGACCCGGAGUUCAGUUUCUUUGGUCAGAUGGCUAAGAUGAAUGGGCUGAAAGAGCAAACCUUCGGCUACUUUCUCUCCCGUUCUGACAGCGUUCCGAGCGAGAUUUCGUUCGGAGGCCACGACGCUCGACGCUUGGCAUCGCCACUUCAGUGGGUGCCCGUGCACAAGCCAGAGCUGGGAUACUGGCAGCUGAGGCUGCUCGGUGUUAUCGUUGCUGGAGAGCGGCUGCCGCUCUGUGAAGAAGGCGACUGUGUUGCCAUUGCUGACACCGGCACCUCCUUGCUCGGUGCUCCUCGAGCUGUCACACAGAGGAUGCAUUGGCUCCUGGCACGAAAGGUGCCAGAGAAUCCAGCAGAGAUCGAUUGUCGGACCUUCCCUGGCCCGGAGCUCAUUUUCCAGCUGGAAGAUGGCGUGAACGUCACCAUCGGUGCGGAGGACUAUUCUCGCGCCACUGGCAUGCGUGUGCUGAACAACAAGACAAAUUCCUCCCAGCUCAUUUGCCGCGCUUCUCUGCUUCCCGUGGACGAUGGAGAGGUGCUUGGGCCCAAGGCAUUCAUCCUUGGCGAACCCGCUCUGCGCAAGUAUUACACCGCUUACGAUUGGAAGCGGCAGCGGAUUGGCUUUGGGCUUUCGGUUCAGCCAAAGCCCGAGGAAGUCCCGGCUGAACCACGUCAUUCCAUCUAUGGCGCACCACCUUCCGGACCACCGACGCCAACCGAAGUCGUUGUGUGA
Symbiodinium natans is the source of this 1332-nucleotide messenger RNA. The record is from the annotation of a GenBank genome assembly. NCBI's taxonomy places the organism in Eukaryota, Dinophyceae, Suessiales, Symbiodiniaceae.